This is a messenger RNA of Drosophila mojavensis, 3572 nucleotides long. RefSeq lists its product as uncharacterized. Lineage: Eukaryota; Metazoa; Arthropoda; Insecta; Diptera; Drosophilidae. The transcript has 8 exons. Gene Ontology annotation, molecular function: protein binding. The coding region runs from base 945 to 2099 and encodes 384 amino acids. The record is from RefSeq and is a predicted model, not a curated record.
AUUGUCAAAAUGCAGCCAAAGGUCGCAGUUGGUUUUUGUAUUCGCUUUCGCAUUAAGUGACAAUUAAAUACUAGAUUCGCGAGUGUGCAUUGGUCAGUGACUGAUAGUGAAAUGUUAUCGAAAUUGAAACGAUAUUGAGGAAUAAAGUCUAACAAUUUACCGUUUCAUGCGAGGCCAACGCCAAUGCUAACAAUGACGCGCUGCCAUUUUCAGGCAUCGGCUGUGCGGCUAUAGCGCCAUCUCGCUCGCACCGUGAUACAACAUCCAAUCGAUAAGCUUAACAGAGGACUGCCAACCUAAGCAGAAGUGUGCAAUGUUAACUGAGCGGCCAUUGGGGCUAGCGACGAGUAAUCACAUUCGCAAUCGCAGUCGCAGUGUUAGCGUUAAGACGUUCAGUCGGAAGUGUGCAAAGCGCCAUUUGAAGCGCCACGAAGUGUGAGUUCUAUACUUGGUGUGUGUCCUGUGAAAUGUGAAACUCUAAAUGGGAAUGUGCAUUAACAACUACAUACAGGGCAGCGCACAGAAACAAACACACAAAGUUCAAAGUUGCAAAGUUCAUAAAAACAAAAACGAAAGCCCAGUGUAGGGCGCUCCAGCUCAGUUGCCGUUAUAUUUAGUGCUUCGUGAUAAAUGCAGCAACUGACAAUUAAUACGGAAACGGGCGAGAAAUGUGCGAGCGAGCACUUGGCUGAGCAUUAAAACAUUGCGCAGCGGGGAAACUCAUAAAUGAAUGCUUUUAAUUGCGAAACAAUGACGUUUGCCCACACAAAUACGAGCAGAAUAAAAGGAAUAACGCUUGCCAGAUCAGCAUCAACAAAAACAAUAACAACAACAACAACAACAACAACAACAACAGGAGUAACAAUAACAACAGCAAACACUUUGUCCAGCUGCAGCUGCUGCAGUGAAAUUUGUGAAAAUCGUGAAAAUUGAGACAACCGACAAUGCUGCUGAUGCCAACGUCGUGUGGCCCCGGUCCGCCAGCGGUCGCACACGCCGUUGACCCAAGCUUAGCGAACGGGCACACACGCAAUCAACAACGUAAGCUGGCAACGACCCAAGCCAGCCCAACCAGCCCGAUAACAGCAACGGGAAUGGGAACGGGAUGGGCAACAGCCACGGGCAUUCCCAAAUGGCUUCUAAUGCUCCUACUGCUCUUUGCCAUUGUGGCCCAAACGCCGCAGAGCCAAGUGGCCGCCGAGAAGAGCAAACACUAUUAUAUGCAAUCGCUGUGCAAGAAUCACUUCCUGCAGCAGCUCUAUCGCAAAAUUGAUGGCGCCGUCCUCUGGUCCCAGAAUGAGCGCAACUUGGACUGCGUCAUCACGUUCCAAACCCACUCGAUUCUGCAGCGCUUCAUGCUGCGCUUCGACAUGCUCCAGCUGGACUGCAAUGAUCACCUGCUUGUCUACGAUGGAGCACACGCUGUAUCGACGCCAAAGAUUGACAUCUCCUGUCGGAACACAAAGAACACUGUGAAUGCGAUAUUGACGCGCACGAACUUCGUAACGCUGAAGUACGUGACCGAUGGCUGGGGAACGGAUGCGAACGGUUUCAAGUUGGUGAUAACAUCGGUGAAGGAUCCCAAGCAUACGUGCAAGGACUUCACGUGCGCCACACGCGAAUUCUGCAUAAAUCCGGAUCUGUUGUGCGAUGGCGUCAACCACUGCGGGGACAACUCCGACGAGUCCGUGCAGAACCUCUGCCAGAAUGAGACGACGAGCACCGUCUUUGGCGUGGACAUGACCUGGUUCGUGCUGAUUGUGGUCGGAGUGCUGCUGGUCCUCAGCGCGCUCAUCGUGGCCAUCGCGAUCUGCGUGUGCCGGCGCCAGGACGAGAAUGCCGCCAACCAGAACACCGCCCUGCAAUUGCAUCACAAUGCCGAGACGAAUGGAUCGUCGAAGCAUUUGCACUACCAUGGCGUAGGCAUGGGCAUGGGCAUUGGCGGCACCCUGACGAGGGAGCACACCCAGCUGCCACCGGCGUCGGGAAACUGGCAUCACCCUGCGGGACCAUACGGGUACCACCGCAUUCCACACAGCUACUUGAAGAUGGCCACCAAAGUCCGUCCCAUUUGGUGCUUGGCAAAUUCCGUCAAUUAGGUCAAGAUCUUUCGCAAAACUCAACCGGACUCAGCCAGACGAACAUCGCCGUUGCUGGCAAUCAUCCGAAUGCCAAUGCCGCUGUCGGCGCCGCUCAAAAGGACGAGUGGUUCGUCUAGGACAAUCCGAACUGAGGAGCUGUGAAAGUGAAAGACGCGAAAACAAAACCAACAAAACAUAAUUGACUUGAGCACAAUAAUCUGCACUUAAUUAAGUGAUUUCAUGGAUAUUUGCAGAGCAUUAAAUGAAGACUGUUUGACUAUACUUAACAACAACAACAACAACAAUGUGGACAUCACCGCGCAGGGUGUAUAUUUAAGAGAUCUACUCGUACCCAGACAGAAUCUCGACAGCAUUGGGCAACUUGUGCCUUCAACGAGGCACAAUCUUGUCGGAUAUCCAAUGCAAUUGUAUAUAGCUUAUAUAUAAAUAUGAUUACACACAUAUAUAUAUAUAUAUACAAAUAUAUAUAUGAAAUUAAUUUAAAUUAAUUUACAAUUAAUACAAAUAGCUAAAAAUCCCGAUACCGAAAAUAAACCAAACCAAACCAAGCAAAUGGCAUCAACUAGAGAUAACGAAUAUUUUAGAACAUAUGUUAGAGAUAAACCGCAAAUCGGAGCAGGAUGGAAGCCGUCAGCUUCCCCAAAGCGUCGAGUCCUUGGCAAUUCCUUAAUUACAGCUAUGUAACAUAAUUGUUGGCAUUUCUUAAAAGAGUAUUCCAUUCGUUUGUCACGAUUAUUUUUAAGAUUAGUUUUCGAUGAUAUUUCCAACCGAACCGUGAGUAAGCAUCAACAAUGAAUAAAACAAUCGAUGGCAUUUAAAACAAAACUUUUAAAUCAGCUUCCCCGUAGCUGUUGAAAGUAUUGAAGCUCAAUAUGAAGAGGUUUAGCUGGUCUAACUUUCAACUAACAUGCGAAAGAUAGACAUACAUAUAUAUAUAUGAUUUUAAUGGAGACGACGAAUUCUAAAUAUAACUAAUAUGGACACAAAAACAACAACAACAACAACUUGAACAAGGGAUGUACAUAAGUAGUAGACAAUAUUAAAACAAAAAGUAAAAAAAGAAAGAAAAAAAGGAAAACUAAAUAACUUCAGAAACUCAAUUUGCAUAGUUCAUUGUCAUUGUCUAUAAACUGGAGCAUAUAUUAACAACAGAUCUGAGAAUAUGAGAAUAUAUGCUCGUCAUCAAAUCAACAUUAAAUAGAUUUCAUCAUUCCAUUCGAUUCGAAGGAACCACAACCAAAUGCUAAAUGACAAAUUUUUGAGACAUUAAAGGACAAUACAAAACACAAUUUUGCUCUUUUUGAUGAAACAUUUAAAUACAUUUUGAGGUCAUGAAUACUGAAAACAAGAGAGUCCGCAUACAUUUUUCUACAAUCAACUCAAUGUAAAAACGUAAACGAAAAACCAAAAUGAAAACAAAAAUAAAAAGGAAACUAAAUUACAUUUUGCUACAAGUCGAACAAAUACGAU